AUGGCGAGCUCUGGGUUCUCGUGGACGCUGCCGGACCACCCUAAGCUCCCCAAGGGGAAGCCGGUGGCUGUCGUCGUGCUGGACGGAUGGGGCGAGGCCAACCCCGACCAGUACAACUGCAUCCAUGUCGCUCAGACUCCUGUCAUGGACUCGCUAAAGAAUGGUGCUCCUGAGAAAUGGACACUAGUGAAGGCACAUGGAACAGCUGUGGGUCUCCCAUCUGAUGAUGACAUGGGCAACAGCGAAGUUGGUCACAAUGCACUUGGUGCUGGUCGGAUUUUUGCCCAAGGUGCUAAGCUUGUUGAUAGCGCUCUUGCCUCUGGAAAGAUUUAUAAUGGAGAUGGAUUCAACUACAUCAAAGAAUCUUUUGAAAGUGGUACUCUUCACCUUAUUGGGUUGUUGAGUGAUGGUGGUGUCCACUCUCGUCUUGACCAACUGCAGUUACUUCUGAAAGGUGCCAGUGAGAGGGGAGCAAAAAAAAUCCGUGUGCACAUCCUUACCGAUGGGCGUGAUGUUUUGGAUGGCAGCAGUGUUGGUUUCGUGGAGACCCUAGAGAAUGAUCUUUCGGAGCUUCGAGGGAAGGGUAUUGAUGCACAAAUUGCAUCUGGUGGUGGAAGGAUGUAUGUUACCAUGGACCGUUAUGAGAAUGACUGGGAUGUGGUUAAACGUGGCUGGGAUGCCCAGGUGCUUGGAGAAGCACCCUACAAAUUCAAAAGUGCACUUGAGGCUGUGAAAACACUGAGAGCACUGCCCAAUGCUAAUGAUCAGUACUUGCCCCCAUUUGUGAUUGUUGAUGACAGUGGCAAUGCUGUUGGGCCUGUAUUAGAUGGUGAUGCAGUUGUCACUAUCAACUUCCGGGCCGAUCGCAUGGUUAUGCUUGCGAAAGCACUAGAGUAUGCAGAUUUUGACAAAUUCGACCGUGUUCGUGUCCCCAAAAUUCGAUAUGCUGGGAUGCUUCAGUAUGAUGGCGAGUUGAAGCUUCCAAGCCGUUACCUUGUUUCCCCACCAGAGAUAGAGAGAACAUCUGGGGAGUACUUGGUGAAGAAUGGCAUCCGCACUUUUGCUUGCAGUGAGACGGUGAAAUUCGGCCAUGUCACAUUUUUCUGGAACGGGAACCGUUCAGGAUACUUUGAUGAAACUAAGGAAGAGUAUGUAGAAGUUCCUAGUGACAGUGGUAUUACAUUCAAUGUUGCACCCAAGAUGAAGGCGCUUGAAAUUGCUGAGAAAGCCAGGGACGCUCUCCUAAGUGGAAAGUUUGACCAGGUACGUGUCAACCUGCCAAAUGGUGACAUGGUUGGUCACACUGGUGAUAUUGAGGCCACCGUUGUUGCUUGCAAGGCAGCUGAUGAAGCUGUUAAGAUUAUUUUGGAUGCUGUCGAGCAAGUUGGUGGUAUUUACCUUGUUACUGCCGAUCAUGGCAAUGCAGAGGAUAUGGUGAAAAGGAACAAAGCUGGCAAGCCGUUGCUCGACAAGAAUGGCGGUAUCCAGAUUCUAACCUCGCAUACCCUUCAGCCGGUCCCGGUUGCCAUUGGAGGCCCUGGUCUUCACCCCGGAGUGAAAUUCCGGAGCGACAUUGAAACUCCUGGGCUCGCCAACGUAGCCGCAACUGUGAUGAACCUCCAUGGAGUUCAGGCCCCUGCUGACUACGAGCAAACCCUGAUUGAAGUGGCUGACAACUAA
Messenger RNA from Miscanthus lutarioriparius, 1680 nucleotides. Lineage: Eukaryota; Viridiplantae; Streptophyta; Magnoliopsida; Poales; Poaceae. The record is from the annotation of a GenBank genome assembly.